CACGUCGUUCGUUGUUUUUAGUUUUGGCAUUACAAUACGUACGCUGCAGUCGAGGCACCGUCGCGUGAGCCGGCGCCGUCUGACACAAGGCCGUCGUAAGAGGUUUGCACAAGAGAUGACCGCCGAGGCGAGACGGUACGCCGUACCCAGCCUCAUCAAGUCGGCGUACCGGGCGUGCGACAAGAUCCAGCGGCACACGUACCGGACGGAUUACUGUACGCUUCCGCGCGUCGACAUGCAGCGCUGUUGCAAGUCGCUGUUCGAAAUCUUGAAGCUGAACACGGAAGCCGGCGGUUUCGACCCGGAAGGCGACAGGCGGUCCAUGUACCGGAAGGUGAUGCGCCGCGGCGGCAACGGCGGCCGCGGGUUUGGAGCCGUGUGCGAGAUGGCCGCCAGUUACGGGCACGUCGACUGUCUGCGGCUGGCCCACGAGAUCGGCUGCCCGUGGGACGCGUCGACGCCCUCGGUCGCGGCCCUCGGCGGACACCUGGAGUGUCUGAUGUACAUGCACGACAACUCUUGCGCGUGGGACGAACGGACGUGCAACAAAGCGGCGGGCGCGGGCAACUUGCACUGUCUCAGGUAUGCGCACGAAAACGGAUGUCCGUGGCACGAGCUCACGUGCGCCGAUGCUGCAGCGGGCGGACACCUGGACUGCCUGAAGUAUGCGCACGAAAAUGGAUGUCCGUGGGACGAACACACGUGUUUUCUGGCCGCAAUGUUGGAUCAGUUGGCGUGUCUCGUGUAUGCCCAUCAAAACGGAUGUCCCUGGGACAGGGACUACACCGACCGUUUGUUCAUCAGUCGGCGAUGUCUCGAGUACGCGUUCAACAUAGGAUGUCCGAACUUUUGGUGGACGACCAACGCCGGUUAUAAUUUAUUUAAUUAGGUGUAGGUAUUGUAAUAUUUCUUUCAUAUUUAUGUCUUGUACAUUUCAAUAGAUUGUUAUUAUAUUAAGUAAGUACUACUAUAAUACGUAAGUCUUAUUAUUUUAUCUUGAUAUAGGCAUUUUAACUAUAAUUAUAUCAACUUUUUGUGUAAAAAUAGGCAAGUGCUCUGAAUUCGCUCAUGAUUUUGAUA
Molecule: messenger RNA, 1080 nt
Organism: Rhopalosiphum maidis (corn leaf aphid)
Lineage: Eukaryota; Metazoa; Arthropoda; Insecta; Hemiptera; Aphididae
Exons: 1
Coding region: 116-889 (257 amino acids)
Source: RefSeq, a predicted model, not a curated record